AUGAGUCAUCUGAAUAUCCUCAUCCGACCCGUGCUCUUCCUUCUCAUCGUCGCUGCUCUCUCCCACGCAUAUAGCGGAAAAGGAAAACGUUCGUUGGGUAGUCUAUCUGGGGAAGGAAUGGGAAACUUUUUGGUGGGCAAAGAUGGGAAACUGCAUCGCAAAUGCAAAAAGCCAUCUUCGGCGGGGAAACAAAAGCGUUCAUUGGAUAUUUGGCAUGGGCAAAUGGGUGAAAUGUUGGUGGGCAAAGAUGGGAAACUGCACCCGAAGUGCAAGGGGCCAGCGUCGGGAAAAGCAAAACGUUCAUUGGAUAUUUUUGAUGGUGGAAUGGGAGGAGAAAUGAAACUUCUCGCCCAGCCAAAGCCAACCAGAAUGCCCAAUAAUGCUCGCAAGAAUGGGGACGGGACGGUGCCUCAUGUGAAGCUGUCUCUGGAUAUUCGACCCAGUGACGAGGGCGAGAUGGAGAAGCCUUCGAAAAGAGCCCUGGACUCGAUGGAGGACGGUUUCGGAUUCAAGAAGAAGCGAGCGCUCGGCAGUCUCGAUGGGGCUGGCUUUGGAUUUGACAAACGCGCACUCGACAGCAUGGACGGUGCCGGUUUUGGAUUCGACAAGCGCGCACUUGGAAGCCUUGACGGCGCCGGAUUCGGUUUUGACAAGCGAGCCCUAGGCAGCCUCGACGGAGCCGGUUUUGGCUUCGACAAGCGAGCUCUCGGCAGCCUCGACGGAGCUGGUUUCGGUUUCGACAAGCGAGCACUUGGCAGUCUGGAUGGCGCUGGUUUUGGCUUUGAUAAGAGGGCACUUGACUCACUCGACGGCAAUGGAUUGGGAUGGGCAAAGCGCUCCCGGCAGCACAGGAUUAUGGGAUUCGGCAGUCGAGCUGGCGCCCUCGGAUUCCGCGCGUUGAAC
Messenger RNA from Mesorhabditis spiculigera, 903 nucleotides. NCBI's taxonomy places the organism in Eukaryota, Metazoa, Nematoda, Chromadorea, Rhabditida, Rhabditidae. The record is from the annotation of a GenBank genome assembly.